Messenger RNA from Rhineura floridana, 1761 nucleotides. RefSeq names its product myosin light polypeptide 6-like. The record is from RefSeq and is a predicted model, not a curated record. Lineage: Eukaryota; Metazoa; Chordata; Lepidosauria; Squamata; Rhineuridae. Bases 255 to 893 code for a protein of 212 amino acids. Gene Ontology annotation, cellular component: myosin II complex. The transcript has 8 exons. Gene Ontology annotation, molecular function: structural constituent of muscle; calcium ion binding.
CACUUAACUAGCCAGACUCCAACUCCUGGAGGCUGUUUCUGUUUCCAGGCCUGAGCUACAAGACAAUUGAGUGGCUCGGUGCUCCUACAGUCACAUCUUACUGGUUAACUUCACCAAAUUAUGAGACUCAGAAAGGAACCAGAAGUCCUGCAAUAAGGAUAAUGUGUCUGGAGCUGGCAUCUGAGAAUUGCAAAGUGUUUCACCGGCAUUCACCAAGUCUCGUGAUUUGGGCAUAGCAGGACACACAGAGCAACAUGCCCCCCAAGAAGGACAUCCCAGUGAAACGGCCAGUAGCCCCACCUGCCAAACCAGUGGCUAAACCAGUUGCAGGAAAGCCAGGAGCCCUGGCAGCUAAAAGCAAAGCACCAGAAACAGCACCAGCACCACCAGCGGCACCAGAAAAGCCCAAGGAGCCUCCAAUUGACCUUUCCAAAGUAGUGAUUGAAUUCACCAAAGAGCAGUUAGAAGAUUACAAAGAAGCCUUUGGGCUCUUUGAUCGGGUUGGUGAUAGCAAAAUCCAGUUGAGCCAGUGCGGAGAUGUGAUGAGGGCCUUGGGCCAGAAUCCCACUAAUGCCGAGAUCAUGAAAGUCCUGGGACAUCCCAAGCCGGAUGAGCUGAAUUCUAGGCGGGUAGAGUUUGAAGAGUUCCUGCCCAUGUUGCAGACCGUUGCCAAGAACAAAGAUCAAGGCACCUAUGAAGACUACGUGGAAGGGCUCAGGGUCUUUGACAAAGAGGGCAAUGGCACCGUCAUGGGUGCAGAAUUGCGCCAUGUUCUUUCCACACUUGGUGAGAAAAUGACUGAAGAGGAAGUGGACACCCUAUUAGCUGGGCACGAAGAUGCCAAUGGCUGCAUUAAUUAUGAAGCCUUUGUCAAACACAUUAUGGCAAUCUGAGCUGAUGACAGUGAGUGCGGGCCUCAUUUCUGAGUGUAAUUAAUUUUGUGGAAUGAUGCCUUUUGCUUUCUUUCCGCUCGGCACAUAACAUUUCCUUCCCUGUAAGCUCUCUAGUAUUGAGACUUGAGCCGUCUUCUGAGGUAUUCAGUUUGUGUGUGAUACCUUGGAGCAAUCAUGGCUUUGUUGCUGCUGCAUGCUGUCUUCCAAAUGCAUCCAUCCACAGCAAAAUGGACACAACAUUUCCCACACACGACAGUGGACACCAGGUACACUCAUCCAUUUCUGUACACACACCCAUGCCCUUGCAGCCCUGAAUAAAUAUAUAUAAAUAUGGGAGACCACUAUUAUCAAGUGUAUGCACUCCAGGAUUCAAGUUUAUUGUUCUUGUUGUUUCUUGAUAUAAAAAUGAGUUCAUUAUAACUUGCUAGUGCCACAACGUUUGCAAAGAUUGGCAUUGCACAGCUGAGGAAACCAAGCUGGCUGAUCAAGAGUUUUCAUCAUCUCUCCAGAGCUCUUUUGUCUGAAGAGCUGCUUCUUGCUCCCCUGUUGUAACUCUUGCCAACCUUUGAUACAAACAGACAUGCUGGAGAAUCACACAUCUUCUCCCCAGAACUGCUGAAGGUGGGGUUGAACAGCUGUACACUUCAGGCAAGACUCCUCAUCCCAUCACGCCUCAGUAGAAUCAGUAUCCUUUUUUUCUAUCUUUGUAUAAACACUUUAUCCCAGUGUUGACUGCAAAGAAAACCUUAUUUUUACUGCAAUGUGGGAACAUCACUGAGUGAUCAUCUGUGGAACCAGAAGGGGUCCCCAACAAAUGAUACAACCUCUAUGAGAAAAAUAAAUUUGUGAAUCAUUUUGACUCUACAAA